Molecule: messenger RNA, 6503 nt
Organism: Porites lobata
Lineage: Eukaryota; Metazoa; Cnidaria; Anthozoa; Scleractinia; Poritidae
Source: the annotation of a GenBank genome assembly
AAAAUCACGGGAAAAUGGCCACUUCCCCAUUUAAAGUGUCGCUAAUUCUGUUAGCAUUUCUUGUAUUUACGACGUUAUUCUUUGCUUGUGCUACAAGUGGUAACAAAACUAAACAGUCAUCGUGCGACAUGGUAGGUGACUCGCUUAGUUAAAAACAUGCAAAUUUUUAAGGAAAAUAGAACGUCAUCGGUUCUUUUUAAGAUGUUCAUGAAAAAUUCGCGUAUUAGAUAAACACCAGUAUGUCAAACUUCCCCACGAUUUCAGUACUUUCUGUAUGCGUAGCGACUUAAAACUGGAGAGCAAAAAGUUCCAAGUUUCAUUUGCCAGAUCUUAUAACUUUUCGGCAGCGUUUUAGCCGUUAAGAUGGGAUUGAAAAAUGUGCGGCUUUUAUCUUUUAAAGAAAAUCGUAACCGCUAAUUGUAACGUUAACAGCUCGAUUAAAACGCCUUCACUAAAAUUCACAAAUAAUCGGUUCGUAAAAGCUACAAAAUUUUACCCCAUCAAGUCACAUUUGUAACAGCCAACAGAAAUGUUGCAGAUCUACAUCACGUAAAUAAGUAUGAAAAAAAGGUCCCCAUACAUAACUGCGAGAUUUUUUUUAGUUUUACAUACACCACCAAACUAAUGCACCGGCGGACUUUGAAUUCUAUGUUUUUGCUUUUGCUUUUCUUUUUUCUUUGUGUGUUAUACUGGCAUACAUCCCUACAUGUAGUAUAGGUUUUGUGUAACAGGGGCUUGCCCCAAAAAAGCCCGGUAGUGUGUGUGUGUGUUUUUUUUUAAAAUUAAGAACUCCUGUCCCCAUUCACAAUUUGUAUGAACUUAAUGCAUAAUUUUCCUUCCAAUUUACCAGGCCCCUCGCGUCUAUUGUGCCGCAAUUCCCGAGAUGAAUGGCAAACCUGGUUCCCCUGGGAUACCAGGCCGCGACGGACGAGAUGGCCGUGAAGGAGCCAAAGGUGACCAAGGUAUCCCAGGGAAGACUGGACCCCAGGGGCCUCCUGGACCUAGCGGAAACCUGGGGGCUAAUGGAAAGUAUUGCGUCAAAGGAGAAAGAGGCACGCAAGGAAAGAGUGGAUCCCAGGGGUCCCCAGGGCUUAAAGGGAACCCAGGUGCUAAUGGAAAGGAUGGAUCGAAAGGAGAGCGGGGAGCCCAGGGACCACCAGGACAAAAGGGGGAACGCGGGGAGAGUGGAUUAAGUGGAACCCCUGGGAAUCCAGGUCUGAUGUCUCUUAGAAACUGGAAGGAAUGUGCUUGGAAAGAGAUUGCCGAUGAUAAAGAUAACGGCCUGAUCAAGGUUUAAAAAGAUCAGACUUUUUAUUUGUUUUCUUGUGGACAUUAUUUAAUAAUUCUAACAAUUUAAAAUACCGUUUAAAAUGCUAUUUACCUUCUCUUUUUCUUGUGCCUCAUAAAUGUCAAGUCCACAAUACUUCUAAUGCGCUAAUUAAGCUGCAAGAUCGUUUGUUUUCCAAUACUUCAAACGGAAAUACUUAAUUGUUUAAUAUUAUUAACAUACGCUUCCUUUUGCUCAGGAAUGUGUGUUUCGAAAGAACUUUUCUGACACUGCUCUUCAUGUCUCCUGGACGGGUACCCUUAGAGUGGCUGGCUGCACAGGCUGCUGCAAACGCUGGUACUUCACUUUCAACGGUGCGGAAUGUUCAGCUCCCUUGCCCAUUGAAGGUAUCGUGUACUUAGGCCAUUUGGACAAAUCCCGUAUUAAUCCACAUCGCGUCCGCAACAUUGAGGGCCACUGCAAUAAUAUACGGCAAGGAAAGGUGCGCGUGGGAUUCUGGGUCGGCAAUUGCGCAAGAGCCAGUGGAAGCUUUAACGCCUACACAGGAUGGAACGCUGUGUCCCGAAUCUUUGUAGAAGAGGUUCCAAAAGCUCAAGCUUAGACCUGGGGACGUGAAUUGAAGCCAUUGUUGCAUAUAAGCCAGACAAGGACUUUAAAGGAUAGUACCGUUGCAUUAAGGGAUAUCGGCUAAUUGCUUUGUAGCCACUUAAACGUUACUGAUGAUAAAUAAAUGGCAACAGGCUUCAAAAGAAAGUGUUUGAUUGUUUGUUUCGCUCUUCAACGUAACAGAUAUAAAAUAAAUAAAUGAAAUGUAAUAGCCUGUAUAACAGGCUUCCUUUUUUUCACGUUUUUCAGAAGAGCGAAUGACCAUGUCUGGCCCUCCUAGCUCGCUUUGCGCUUACUUUUUGUCGCCUGAACAACGAGAAAUAAUAAGGUCUUUUAUGCAGUCUAGAAAUAUAAAAAUGCACCUCUUAAAUUCCAAUUUGCUCUUGGAGCUAAAAACUUAGAAACGUUUUCGAGACGUCAUAUAAUAGAUAGGGUAGUUUGUAGGUCUGCAGGGUCAGCAACCUCGUACCCAAACCUACAUCUCAUUAUGUAAAUUUCCACGUGAGAAAUGGCGGGGAGAUAUAAAAAGUAAGAAAGAUGGCAGCUUCGCUCGCCGUUCCUUCCUUUCCUAUGAUGUCUCACUCUUCAAUUGUUUGCAGUCAUUCUCCACGUUCCGAACGAUCUUUCAAAUUCCCAGUAGGGAAGGGACAGGGAAUUAAACGCUCCGCAGCGACCUCAUAGCCUGUGACAGCCUGUGUGAUGGGCGAAAAAAUGGGAGGGAGAAGAGGAGAAAAGCGCGAAAGGGAAAAUAAAGAAGGAGCGCCUCUGUCCCUUUCCCUCUCUCCCCAAUUGCUCUCCCUUUUUCACUUCCCCUGGACCCCCUCCCACCCUCUUUUUAACGCCUACCAUACAGGCUACAACCCUUAGCCUAAACGUGGGCAAGUUAGUUCCCCACCCCCUCGCAGGCACAUUUGCUUCUUACGCGUUUCUGGAAUAACAUGAAGGGGUGUUUGAUAACAUUCAAACAGAGACUUAUUCAAGUGGCUUCGUACCUCCAUUCCCUUGACUGUAUUUUUGUCUUUAUUUGUCCGAAACCCUUCAGCCAAUCACAAUGAGGAAGCAUUUUGAUAUUUAAAAAUAAUGCGAUUCAUUAGAAGCAAACUGAUUAAAAGCGUUAUUCUAAAUUCUUAGGUUAACGGCAUGGAUUAAAAAAGUAAAAAUGCAGAGGGGCUGUGUGUGAUGAAGAAAUUAUUUUUAGUUCUAACGCGGUGAUUUUGUGCUUCCUUGUCCUUACAUAAAGAAUCCUGGAAUAGAAAUGACGACAUUGGUAAAUUUGUAUUUAUUCCUUUUUUAAUAUAGUUAAAGGAUUUUAUUCCUUUAAGUUAAAGAAAAAUACCCAGAGAAAAAUCUUAAAACUGAAUAUUUUUAUCUUGUGGAAAAAAAUAGUGCGUUUUUCAUGUAAAUUGUAGACCGCAAUUUAAAGUCACAGUACAAUCAAUGAGGCCCGUGGAUCGGAAUCAAUGGGCAGUUGGCUGUCUGUUUUAGUAAACUUCUCGUUUUCAUACAACACAAUAUUCCUGUCUAGUGUAAGCAGCCCAGUGAAUUCAUCUUUUGGUGGGUCAAGUUGUGUAAGGGCUAGGGAUCAUUGUUGGGUUCUUUGUGACGUAACCUGAGACUUGCUACUCACUUGCGAUUCUCCAUGACUGAUUUAGAAUCGAAGUUCGUUUCCUAUUUUGAUCAUUCCUGACUGUUUACUGAUUAGUCUAUACACACAACGUGGACAUUUAUGAGUCUCAUACUUUCAGAUACGCUUUUAAAAUGAAUUUUAUCUUCCUUGCAAACGGUGUGCAAAUGAAAAUUGCAGGAGUUGGUAAUGGUGUAAGCAAAGGCCCUUUUUGCCGCAAAGAGGAGAACUACUAUCCCCGAACGAUCGAUUGCUCGUAAAUUUUCAGUUCUUUCACGUUUUCUGGCGAAGUCGAUCAGAUACAAAAGUUGUCAGCCGGAAAUUUCCUGCUUUCUGUGGCGUACCUUUUAUUAACAGCCAAUCAGGUUGUCGCGUCUAAGUUUGCCAGUUGGCCCACGGCGAGAAAAGAGUUCCUUUGGAAUCCGGCCUAAUUGCAGGUUACACACCAAACUUAGAAAUAAGUGUCAGCUCCGAUAAAAUAUUCCAAGGUAACCUUGCAGUUGUUAAAAGGCAGAAGACGGAUACCGGAAUAACUAGAUAUUAGUAGAAAGGAGGAUUACGUGCUAGUACAGUAGUGGUGACAGAGCUCAACUGAAGGUCAACAAGGCUCUCAAACGCAAAUCAGCUCAUGUCACAAAAGACUGAAAACGAAAGAAGUAAUUCAGCUACUGCUGAUUUAGUUGUUCGUGAGUUUUGGAAGGAAAAGAAGUCUUUCCAUCUUUACAGGUACGUUUGAUGAUUUUUUUUUUCAUAAAUGGAUUAGUUUCUCCUCUCAAAUACGUUUAAGUUUUGUCACUCAGUUAGCAAAAAUAGAAUGGACUAUUGCUAAGCGCAGGUGACUUGUCACUUUUUUCAGUGCUUGCAAGUCGGUGAAUUUUGAAAUCAGCGGGUAUGUCAACCAUCUUAUAUGUCUUUAAAAAUAACAACCGAUGUACUUUCUUGUCCUUCGGCCUGGAAAUGAUAUUUGAAACUCACUAGCUGUCACUGAGGGACUUUUGUUGUUUGAACUGGUGAUUUUCCCCCCAAAAUGAUGUAAUCCCUCAUUCUUGCUUCAGAGCAGACGAAAAGAAAAACUAUCUAAUCAAAAUUUCUUUUCUUUCUAUUGAAGAUCAUAGAGGAAAAAAAAUCACUUAAAAUGAAUAGCUAAACAACGCUGGAUAAAUUUUAACCCAACUGCAGCGUGAUGUUUCACAGUAAACUCGAGUAUGCAGUUAUUAUAACUUUAAUUUCAAAGUUUUAUUUUACUGAAUUCAGAGAAGACUUCCCAAAGUACAGAUGUAGUCGAUCAUGGUUCUGGUAGUAGUUCAAAGUUUUUCCGAUCCAGAGGCGACGCGUUCAUUCUAAACUAUUUAGUAAUGAAAGUGUUUUUUCGCUCAUAAUGAUCAUCUAUCUUUAAUCUCUUCUGCAGGAAAUCAAGAGAAAAAUGGCUACUUGCACAUUAAAAGUCUGGCUUUGUCUUUUAGCCUUAUUUGCAAUACUAUUCUUGGCCUAUGCUACAAGUGUCAACCAAACAAAACAGUCAUCGUGUAACAUGGUAGGUGACACGGUGAUUGCAUUUAAUCGUGGACAGUUAAAAAGUGUUUUAAUUUCUUAGAAAAAAAACGCCAUUUAUAUCAACUGUUCACAUGUAGGACUUUAUUGAAUAAACAAUCUUCAUUCAAUUGUCACUGAUUAAUUAACAGUAUGUACUUCUUGUAUACUUAGCAACUUAAAAUUCGUAGCCAAAGAGUUAAAAAUACACAGUUAAGACGUCUAUCGCUGAGCUGAAAUUUGAAAAAAGGACGGCUCUUAUAUCUACAAGUUAUACGAUUGUAACAGCUUAAUUUAGGUAAUGAAAUCAUCAACAAAGCCCAUUUACUAUUUAUGUACUGAAUCCGCUUUACUCCUAACUUACCAGGCCCCUCCUGUGUGUCAUGCUGGUAUUCCCGGCAUGCAUGGCAAACCUGGUUUCCCUGGGAUACCAGGCCGCGACGGACGAGAUGGCCGUGAGGGAGCUAAAGGUGACCAAGGUAUCCCAGGGAAGACUGGACCCCAGGGGCCUCCAGGACCUAGCGGAAACCCUGGUGUUAAUGGAAAUGAUGGCGCUAAAGGAGAACGCGGAGCCCAAGGACCCCCAGGACAAAAGGGGGAACGUGGGGAGAGUGGAUUAAGUGGAACCCCUGGGAAUCCAGGUCUGAUGGCUUUUAAGAACUGGAAGGAAUGCGUUUGGAAAAACAUCAAUGAUGACAAAGAUCAAGGGCUGAUCAAGGUAAACACCUUUCUCUUUACCUCUUCGUUAUAUCAAGGUCUAAUCACGGUUAAAAGAGAAGUUCUUUUAUUUGUUUUCGUAAAGAAGCAAUAAUAACAACCACUACCUAAUAAUAAUAAUAAUAAUAAUAAUAAUAAUAAUAAUAUAAAAAAUGAAAUGAUAAUGAAACAAUAGCAUUAAAAAUCAAAGAAAAACUAAGGGACAAAAGAUGUAGAAGAAGCUUAAAAGCGUGAAGGGAUCAUGACCAGUUUUCAUUUCCCUUGCCUCUAAGCACACAAGACUGUUUAGUGGUGCAUUUUUACCAGCAUAUCUGUUUCUCUCUUUUGUCUAGGAAUGUGUGUUCAGCAAAAACUUCUCUGAAACUGCUCUUCAUGUAUACUGGACGGGUUCACUUAGAGUCUAUACUAAUAAUGGCUGUAAACGCUGGUACUUUACUUUCAACGGUGCAGAAUGUUCCGCUCCCCUACCCAUUGAUGGUGUUGUGUACGUCCUCAGCAAAACUGUAAACCCUCAUCGCGUCCGCCACAUUGAAGGCUACUGUAAUAACAUCCACAAAGGAAAGGUGCGCGUGGGUUUCUGGGUUGGUAAAUGCGAAGGGUACAAUGGAAACUAUGACGCCUACACUGGAUGGACAUCUGUGUCCCGCAUAUUCGUAGAGGAGGUUCCCAAAGCUCAAGCUUAGAACCUUAAGCGGUGCAUCCACUCCUGCAUAUUAACCAGACAUGGACAGUAGUAAA